AUGAUAUCUAGACUUACCAUUGGCAGAGCAGGGCUUGCAUCAAGAAGCGUGUUACUGACGCGUUCAGUUUGCAGAUCUAGCUUGUUAUUACAAGAGAUACGACAACAACAACAACAAGAAAAAUCUGCUUUUUCGACAACUCCAUUGUCAUCAUCCUCAAGUAUCCCACAUCUGAAGCCAGUAACAUAUAAACCUCCUGUUACUAUAGACAGAGAACUCCCGGACCCUUUUGUCAAACGUGAUCAAAACAGAAGAUACUUUGUCUUUUAUUCAGUUGCAGUGGUUGUCACAUGUGCCAUCAUAUUCAAUUAUGAAAAAUCAUCCUCCCCCAUAGUCAACUCAACAUUGUAUUUCUUGAGAAGAUCAAGUAUUGCUCAAGAUGCCAUUGGUAAAAACAUUGAAUUUGCUAGUAAUUGGCCAUGGAUUUGGGGUAAACUAAACACAGUACAAGGUGUAAUUGAUGUUAAAUUUAAAGUUAAAGGAGAUGAACGCAAAGCGUGGGUUGUGUUAAAUGCAUCCAGAGAAUCCAAAAUGCAUCCGUUUGAAGUACACAAGUUUGCUUUGGAAGUUGAUACGAAGGAUUCUAAAGUUGAGUACAAUUUGAUGGAUGAUCCAGAAUUUGAGUUUGAUUUGUGA
Messenger RNA from Lodderomyces theae, 636 nucleotides. RefSeq lists its product as uncharacterized. Gene Ontology annotation, cellular component: mitochondrial inner membrane. Bases 1 to 636 code for a protein of 211 amino acids. Gene Ontology annotation, biological process: mitochondrial respiratory chain complex IV assembly. The transcript has a single exon. NCBI's taxonomy places the organism in Eukaryota, Fungi, Ascomycota, Pichiomycetes, Serinales, Debaryomycetaceae. The record is from RefSeq and is a predicted model, not a curated record.